This is a messenger RNA of Nothobranchius furzeri (turquoise killifish), 1572 nucleotides long. Its product is annotated as peptidyl-prolyl cis-trans isomerase FKBP1A. Gene Ontology annotation, cellular component: cytoplasm. Gene Ontology annotation, biological process: protein peptidyl-prolyl isomerization. Lineage: Eukaryota; Metazoa; Chordata; Actinopteri; Cyprinodontiformes; Nothobranchiidae. Gene Ontology annotation, molecular function: peptidyl-prolyl cis-trans isomerase activity. The record is from RefSeq and is a predicted model, not a curated record.
UGACCACGUGACCAAUGGUAAAAUCACUCCACGCAUAACGUCAUUAAACGUUACGGUUUCACACACCGUAGAGAGGAAGUGAAGGCUGCACCAAGAGAACAAUGGGAGUUGAAGUUGAGACCCUCAGACCUGGAGACGGACAACAUUUUCCGCCUAGGGGACGCACGGUCGUGGUUCACUAUGUUGGCACGCUGACAAACGGGAAGAAGUUUGACUCCUCCAGGGACCGAGGAGAGCCCUUCCAGUUCAAACUAGGAGCCGGAGAAGUCAUCCGUGGCUGGGAUGAAGGUGUGGCUCAGAUGAGUCUUGGCCAAGUGGCCAGGCUGACCGUCUCGCCGGAUUACGCGUACGGCAGCAGAGGAUAUCCCCCUGUCAUCCCUCCAAACUCCACCCUCAUCUUCGAGGUGGAGCUCUUGAAAUUUCAGUGAGCUGCUCUGGGAUUUCAGAAUGAGUUACUCCAUGUUUAUUUUUUUCCCCACUUUUUCCCCCCCACUUCAUUCUAUCCACAUCUGUCAGAUUUGUUUUGAAACAAAGGUGCUGUUGGGGAUGACUCACUUGUAAAAAGGUUUUAACGAACCUGAAAAUACACACUUGAGACGAUUCUAAUAGUGGCUGUAAUGUUGGUGCAAAGCUGUCACUCAGGUCCAUGAGCUUGAAAUGAAUCCUGCACUAAUUUCACAGAUAAGAUCCACAUCAAUUCAUUACAUGUUGAGUAAAACAGAACAAAGGGUCAGGGCCGAACAUGAGUUGGGGUUUCACUUUUCACACCUGAAAUAUUUUAUGAUUGUGAUAUUUAAUUGAAAUCUCAAAGUGCGUUGGUGAUAGGUUCACUGCAGGGCACCAGUAGUAUGGUAGGUGUGUUGUGUUAAUGCUGCCUGAACAUUUAUAUUCAUCAGUUCAGAUUUGUAACAUACGUGCAGUGUUGGUUAAAUCUCACUUCCUGUAACAUAUCUUGCUAGGAUAGAGAAUAGUGAAUCAGGUAAAAGUGCUGGCUGUCAGGUUAUUAGUUGCACAAUUUCAGCUAUUGUAAUGAAUAAAUUGGUUUUCUUUGCAGCGUCUUCUUGAUGAGGUGUUUUUCCUGUCAGUGCAGCUCUUUCCUUCACUUGCCUGUUAAAUGUUGAUGCACUAAAGGCACAUGAAGUAAGAGCUGCACAUACUGCAGUUAUCCUUGUAAGAUAUUAAUCAUUAGUGGGUUGUUUAUUUUACAGUGGUUUAAUAUAAGUUGAUAGUGUCAAAGUGGUUGUUUUUAAAGCAUGUUGUCAAAACAUUUUUGUUUACAUGUUUUCCUGCUGUGAAUUUUUCCUCUUAACACCAUAAAACAAUGAAAGGAGUAAACGCUUCAUCAGUAGUGGCUUGUGAUGUUUACCGUAUUUGAUCUUAAAACCAGAUUUUGACGAUUCUUAAACGGGCUGUUCAAUGUUUAAGUCGGCUGUUAGACCUAAAGUGUCUUUGUUUGGCAUCACAAGUGUUUGUUUUUUUGGGCAGGAUAAUUCUCCUUUUUCUCCAUCUUUUUUAUUUGUUAAGCUCAUCCACGGGCUCUUCUGAGCAACAAUAAAAUAACCUUGUGUCUGA